This is a messenger RNA of Polyodon spathula (Mississippi paddlefish), 1008 nucleotides long. RefSeq names its product taste receptor type 2 member 140-like. The record is from RefSeq and is a predicted model, not a curated record. The transcript has a single exon. Gene Ontology annotation, cellular component: membrane. NCBI's taxonomy places the organism in Eukaryota, Metazoa, Chordata, Actinopteri, Acipenseriformes, Polyodontidae. The coding region runs from base 1 to 1008 and encodes 335 amino acids. Gene Ontology annotation, biological process: sensory perception of taste; G protein-coupled receptor signaling pathway. Gene Ontology annotation, molecular function: G protein-coupled receptor activity.
AUGACCGUUGUCUUGGGUAAGUUGGUUGGUGAUGGACUACUGGCAUUGUUGGGGGUUGCUGGGAAUGCAUUCAUCCUCGGCAGUAAUGCCUGGCAUUUUUCUAGAGUGAAAAGGGGAGGGGAGAAGCAGGGUUCCCACCUUGCUGGAGAAAUUACAAUCACAUGCAUCGCAGUUGCCAACUUGCUCCUGGAUCUGUCUGGCUUCCUGUGGUUUGUGACGAAGGUCUUGCACUUGGACUGCCUGAUUGGGAACGCAGGGUACACGUGUAUAACGUACACUUUAAUGGUCACGGGGGCAUGCAGCUUUUGGUUCACUACCUGCCUAUGUGUCUUUUAUCUGGUGAAGAUUAUCAGCGUUCCCAAUGCCUUCUUCAUCAGACUGAAGCGGAAUAUCUCAGUCCUGACUUUCACCUUUCUACUCAUCAGUUUCAUCUUCAGCUGUGUCUUAAGCAUACCUAACAUUUUGUCUAUUCAGUUCUACCAAACAAACAUCUCGGAGGCCAACGGGAAUCUUUCACAGUCAGCCUGCGAUAUGAACAUCUCAAAUAAUAUCCCCAGCGGGAUUCUGAUCUUCAGUGGGGUCCUGUUGCUCUACCUGCCUGCAGUAAUCAUGGUUUACGCCUGUGUCCAGAUUGUGGGGUACCUGCGCCAUCACAUUAAGAGGAUGGAAAAAAAACGUGCUUCUGACAUACCUUUAUCUUCUUGCUCAUCUUCCCCAGCUCUGCAGGCCCAAAUCAGAAUCUCCAAAAUGAUCGCCUGCCUGGUCUUUAUCUACUUGCUCUGUGAUACUGUCCUCUUACUGGUCCUCUUGAGCAGAUUUAUAAGCAACAACGCUUUGUUUCAGGACUUUGGGGCUUUUGCUAUUUCUGUUUUUUCAGGGGGCAUAGCCUCCAUACUCAUUUUUGGAAAUUCCAACCUAAGGAGGAAUCUGAUGUCUGUCUGCUGUCCUGCCUCUAAGCCACUAAAAUACAACAGUGAGCAGUGUUUUAAAGUUCUCAUUAUGAAAUAG